Molecule: messenger RNA, 817 nt
Organism: Cydia amplana
Lineage: Eukaryota; Metazoa; Arthropoda; Insecta; Lepidoptera; Tortricidae
Product: peptidoglycan-recognition protein LB-like
Exons: 5
Coding region: 162-791 (209 amino acids)
Biological process (GO): innate immune response; peptidoglycan catabolic process
Molecular function (GO): peptidoglycan binding; N-acetylmuramoyl-L-alanine amidase activity; zinc ion binding
Source: RefSeq, a predicted model, not a curated record
UCACGAUUCACGAAUGACCACGACGCGCCGAAUUAUCUCGAGAAAUUCAUCAUAUCGCAUAAUGUGCUACAUAUAUAAACACGAUUGCUUUGCAUAGAUAUCAUUAAGAGGGUGAUCAACGUCGAGGACGGAAAAUAUAUUAACUAUUUAAAGGAUAAACAAUGGCUGGACGUGGAUACAUUGUUAUAUUUGCCUGUUUGGCUGCCAGCGUUUUAAGUUUGCCAGCUAACCAAAAAAGUGACAGUAUCAGAAAAUUUCAAGGUUACCGUCUGCGCUUCCCAUACUAUUCAAGAGAAGAUUGGGGAGCCAAACCAGCCAUUUCCGUAGUCCGCCUCAGUUUGCCCGUUCCUUACGUGACCAUCCACCACACAUACAUUCCAGCUGCAUGCUUCACCGCCGAGCAAUGUAAGAGUGCUAUGCGGAGUAUACAGACUUACCAUCAGGACGACCAAGGAUGGAAUGACAUUGGAUACAACUUUGCAAUAGGCAGUGAUGGCGCGGUGUACGAAGGACGAGGCUGGUCGGCUGUCGGCGCACACGCCGUAGGCGUCAACAGCCAGAGUAUAGGAAUCGUCUUCAUAGGAGAUUAUGUUUCUGACCUGCCGCCCCCAAAGAGCCUGCAAGCUGCCAAAGAUCUGAUUGCUAUUGGAGUGAAGGCGGGCUUCAUUUCUCCAUCCUACCAUCUAAUAGCCCACCGCCAGGUGUCCGCGACCGAGUGCCCUGGACAGAGUCUGUACACUGAGAUCACCAGUUGGGAUCGAUUUUUACCUGACUUUGACGUAAAUACGUAAACCAAUAUAGAAUUUAGUGCAAUUUA